This is a messenger RNA of Naegleria gruberi, 444 nucleotides long. RefSeq lists its product as uncharacterized. Lineage: Eukaryota; Heterolobosea; Eutetramitea; Acrasida; Naegleriidae. The transcript has a single exon. The record is from RefSeq and is a predicted model, not a curated record. Bases 1 to 444 code for a protein of 147 amino acids.
AUGAGAAAAACUCUGAUUGGCCGAAAAGCUGGAGACUCGGACCAAUUCAAAGAGAAAAAGUCGGCAACAACAACAACAUCACGAUCAACAUUCUCUCUAGGAAUACCCUUUAGGAAGAAGAAGGAAGCUCCUCCUGAUAAGAGUAGUACAUUUACGGGUGAGAGAAGGAGAAGUGAUGAUUCGAAAUUAAAUGAUUUAUCAUCAUUGGAAAAUGGUGAAAAGAGAAGGUCUUCAUUUUCGGAACAAAAUGAUAAAAGACAAUUCGGAUUGAUUAUGGAUCAAGAAAAUUUGGUUUCGAAAGAAAACUUUAAAUUAACUGAUGAUAACAUGUUAAUGCCUGGAACUGCAGACGAAUAUAACGAGGAUUUACUUCUUCACAAAGGUUAUUUAGUGAAAGAGGGAGGAAAUAUUCACAAUUGGAAGGUAAGAUAUCUAGUUGACUAG